AUGUCGUCCUCUACUGGAAAAGCACAGGCGCCAGGAUACGAGCUGCCUUGGGUAGAAAAGUACCGGCCGCGGUACCUUCGUGAUGUUGUCGGAAAUAGCGCGACAGUGGAAAGGUUGCGGGCUAUUGAGGAACAUGGAAAUUGUCCACACUUGCUGUUGUCGGGGCUACCAGGCAUAGGAAAGACGACGAGUGUGCAUUGUCUGGCGCACGCAUUGCUGGGCGACGCCUACAAGGAAGCUGUCCUGGAGCUAAAUGCGUCGGAUGAUCGCGGUAUUGAUGUGGUGCGAAGUAAGAUCAAAGCAUUUGCCCAGAAAAAAGUGUCGCUGCCGCCGGGGCGGCAUAAGAUCAUUGUGCUGGAUGAGGCUGAUAGCAUGACGCCCGGUGCACAGCAAGCGUUACGGCGCACGAUGGAGAUCUAUGCGCCAACGACGCGGUUUUGUUUUGCAUGCAAUCAGUCGAAUAAGAUCAUUGAGCCGAUUCAGAGUCGCUGUGCGAUCCUGCGCUUUGGGCGUAUUUCCGAUGAAGAACUGCUGCGUCGGCUUCUCCAGAUCUGUGAGGCAGAACAUGUCAAGUAUUCGGACGAGGGACUCGCCGCUGUUGUCUUUACGGCAGAGGGCGAUAUGCGACAGGCUGUGAACAAUCUGCAGUCGACUUGGACAGGCAUGGGCUAUGUGAGUCCGGACAAUGUGUUCAAGGUGUGUGACCAGCCGCACCCGCUCGUGGUCCGCGACGUGUUGGAUAAGUGUUAUGCUGGUCGAGUUGAUAGUGCGCUGGAUCAGCUUGAGAGUCUCUGGUCGUUGGGGUACUCGAGUCUGGACAUUGUCACGACGCUCUUCCGUGUGGUGCGGACGAUGGACAGUUUGCCAGAGGCCGUGAAGCUGGAGUAUAUUCGCGAGAUUGGUUGGACGCAUAUGCGGACGUUGGAGGGAGUCGCGACAUUGUUGCAACUAAGCGCUUUGGUUGCUCGACUUGCCAAGCUGGUGCGUAUGCGAGUGGGCGCGAUGCACCCGAGUACUAACGAACACGUCGCAGGCCAUGGACCCUCAGCUAUUUGUGCUGAAGUAGAGUGUGGAAGCGAACAUCCAUCCAUGCACACGCAGAGACACACGGGCUGA
Molecule: messenger RNA, 1116 nt
Organism: Malassezia globosa CBS 7966
Lineage: Eukaryota; Fungi; Basidiomycota; Malasseziomycetes; Malasseziales; Malasseziaceae
Exons: 2
Coding region: 1-1116 (371 amino acids)
Biological process (GO): DNA-templated DNA replication; DNA repair
Cellular component (GO): Rad17 RFC-like complex; Elg1 RFC-like complex; nucleus
Molecular function (GO): DNA binding; DNA clamp loader activity; ATP hydrolysis activity
Source: RefSeq, a predicted model, not a curated record